Messenger RNA from Anoplopoma fimbria (sablefish), 540 nucleotides. RefSeq names its product type-2 ice-structuring protein-like. NCBI's taxonomy places the organism in Eukaryota, Metazoa, Chordata, Actinopteri, Perciformes, Anoplopomatidae. The record is from RefSeq and is a predicted model, not a curated record. The coding region runs from base 1 to 540 and encodes 179 amino acids. The transcript is spliced from 6 exons.
AUGAAGAUGUUCACUGCGUCUGCGCUUUUCUGUGCAAUGCUGGUUUUGGCUGGAGUUGCCGAUGGACAAAUUGACCUUCCAAUUGAACCAGAACCAUAUGCUGACCUAGGGGACUCUGUUCCAGAAGAGGAAGAGGAUUCUAUGGAGGAUUCACUUUGUCCUGAAGGUUGGACCCCGGCCAGUUUUGGUUGUGUCCUCUUCGUUCCAUUCGAGAGGACUUGGGCUGAAAGUGAGGAAUUCUGCCAGGUAAUGUUUGGAAACCUUUCUUCUCUGCUUGGCGACGAGUACUUCGACUCCAUUCUCCUUGCGAUAGACAGUGCCGGUAUCGAGACCAAACAAGUCUGGGUUGGAGGCUUUAAUUCAACAGAGGAUUCCUCUUGGACCAGCAGUCAGGAAUCCAAAUUUGAGGGCUGGUGUUCUGGAGAAGCUGCUCAGCCGGAGCACCAUUGUGCAAAGUUGGUCUUUGGAGAUAAAGUGUGCCUGGAUUACAUGCCGUGUGAUGCUAAGCUCCCAUCAGUCUGCACCAUGAUGGACACCUGA